This is a messenger RNA of Linum trigynum, 3325 nucleotides long. The record is from the annotation of a GenBank genome assembly. Lineage: Eukaryota; Viridiplantae; Streptophyta; Magnoliopsida; Malpighiales; Linaceae.
UGAAAUACUAACAUGUUGUGACCUCCUUCACUCUUGUGCUCUAAAGAACUUGAUUAAUGUGGAAUAGCAGAAAGAAAGUAAAUGGUUUGAAUGAAUGUUUAUGUGUUUUGUUUUGGAACUAUGGAACCUUGUGAUAUGAAAUCUUUCACCACAUAAAAGGCCUUUUUCCCCAUGUCCAAGACCCUAGCCAGUUAUCUGAACCCAUGUCUAAGACCUCCUGACUAGUUAGUGGUGACAUCCGAUAUGUGAACUCUAGCAUUUAGAGGUUGUCGUCAUGGUGAAGAGACGUUAGGGAUUGAGAGUACGCGUAUGCACAUCUUACAUCAAAUUUCGUCCUGGCCCCGCUGGUCGAGAGUGAGUGAUUCAAUUUUCAUAUUAUAUACCCCGGAGAGGACCUAGAUUGCUUGGUUUUGAUUCUGAUGUCUUGAAUUUUAUGCAUGAGGUGACUAUCUUUAAUGGGCGGUUGAGUCAAGUCUAUGUUGGUUGGUGAACAGAGGGGAGAAUUUUCCUUUGCCCGAUUUUGCUGCUCUCGAAUGUAAUAUGUGGUUGUUGUCCAGGUUGUUGUUGUUGUUCAUGUAUUGAUGUCUAAAAGCCAAUACGAUUCACGUGAUUUGUGCCUAUAUGAUAUGUCCCCAAAGUUUGCAUUGUUAAAAUGUUUUGAGCUUACCUUGUGUAUGACUUUGUUGGCUUGGGGACAAGCAAACUAUUAAGUGUGCAGUAAUUUGAUAACAUCUCAUUUGCACAUGUUUUUUCCUUUGUUUCUUGAUCAUUUAGAUUAGCGAUUGAUCGUUCCUAGGCCUAUUUUGACACGACCCCAUAUUUUCGAAAAACCAAACCAUAACUCAAACCAAAAACCGGUUACUCCGGAGCAACCCAAACCACAUUUUAAAAUAAACAAACCGACAUCAUUUAAGAAUUUUUAACGAAAAGCGCCAACACUUGGAAAAAAUUCUCAAUCUCAAACACUUAAAACGACUUAACACAGAAUCUCCAGUUUAUACUAAUAACCAUGAAAUAGAAUAAUUAACUAAUCUAACUUGACUCCUCACGAGCUUUCCGAUAUCCUGACGACGCUGGUACUGUUGCUCGCCUCGCCCUGCUUCUUCUCAUGAUCCACUUCUGUUAGACUAUCCUCAACCUGGUGAGUGAGAAAGGGUCAGUCUCAUCGUUACUUCCUAAGGUCUUUGCUCUAGCCAAACUCCUUACUAAACACAUUAUUAGGGGAAUGCCUUCCUUAGACGAAAGUCGUUCUCACUUUCAUCCCUUAAACUUUACUAUCAAACAGUCUAUAAGAGAUCUCUACACAUAUCUUAUCUUUAGAAUUCCCUUACUUAUAUUCUUAAUCCAAAGACACCAACACAAAGGACCACCGCGUUACGUCUCGCUGUCCGGUGUCCCUAGCCUAGUAUGCCAACCGCGUUACGUCUCGCCGUCCGGUUGUAUACCCAACCUCGGCAAUGGCACUGCGUUACGUCUCACCGUCCAGUCCAUGCCCGUCAACUACUGCAUUACGUCUCGCCGUCCAGUAGUGACCCCAACAUACUCGAUCAAUUGCUGCGUUACGUCUCGCCGUCCAGCAGUGAUCCGACCAUCUACCGCGUCCAGUAGUGGCCCAACCGCCCGGGGGUUCCUCUUACCAUUCACCAACUAUUACAAUCAUACAUCCAUACAUUCGUACAUAGCACAACACGUGCCUCCACCCUUACAGGCGGUGGGAUGCCUCACACACAUAUCGAACAUUACUCAAAAAUUAACUAAUUAAUAACUUGAACGAAAAGCAUAAACUAAAAGACCUGCGACAGAGAUUUUACCCCAUUUACACUCACCUCGAAAAGAUGACUCCUUGAUUCCUCUGAUGUAGCACCCUUACUCCAAUUACAACUGUAAAAACCCACUGAUGAUCGAGUUCCAUAUUACUGAAUCGGGUUUAAACCCUUCAUCAAAUUAUAAUAGUCCCACCAAUUUAGUUGCCAUGUCACUUUGGCCAUACUAAUACUUCUGCUUUUUCCCAUUUGCAACAACCUAAAUAAACCCACCAUUGAUUUUGCAACGUUAACCUUUGUCUCCCACCAAUUAUUCAUUUAAUUGACCAUCCUUGAUAACCCAAUAACAACCGAGGGAGGGAUUUGGAGCUUACCUAGUUUCAUUAUUGCAUUAUAGUCCACACGGAAAUCAAGCAAGGUGCGUGCGGUGGAAUUUACAAUUCCGUCAAUCCUUUCCUCGUCAACCCUUCUCGCGGCGCCCUUCCUCGGUAGUUACUCGUAGCCAAAACCAUUUGUCCACUUUGGAUCCGACAUCAUCUUUCCGUUACCGUAAUGGCAUCUUCGGUCAUCUAUUCCUUAUACCUCGUCGAGCGCUCCUUUUGCGAACCCGAGUGGCUGCCAAUCAAAGUGCAGCUCUUUUUUUUAUAUGUGAGGGAGGGGGAUCAACAACCUAGAGGGGAAUAUGAUGGGGGUGUGGGGAGAUGGGGAGUGGGUAUAGGGUUUACGGUUUGGGAAUUUAAUCCCCUUUCUUUUCUUCAACUUUAAUUAAUCAAAAUCAAUUAACCCCUAUUUAGGAUUAACUAAUAAUUAAUUAAUUAAAAUUAUUCAAUUCCCCAACCGAGCCAUUUACUUACCAACGUUCGAACCUAACCCAAAAUUCGGGGUGUUACAUAUUUUAUGCUAGGUUGUGUUCUUUGGUCAUAUUUCAGGUCCUAGUUUAGGGACAUUUCGAGGUGAAAGAAGGUCGAUUGCGAAAACCGGGCAGCAGAGCUGAUGAAAAACACGCCCUCCUAUGUGAAAAACACGACCUUGUGUUAGAGGCCAGGUUUUUUCUUUGCGCUUCACAGAAUCGUCAUUUUAAAACAAGGCCUCUUCGGAUUAAACACGAACGAAUUUUUGGGGCUAGAGGCCAUGUUUUUGCACCUGUGCGGGUUUUAUUUGAGAGGAGCUCAUAUUUUCAGGGAUUCGACUUUUUGGAGAAAAAAAACAUAGUUCUAGAGAGAGAAAAUGACAAAGAACAAACCCUAGGAGCUAUUUGGAGUGGAUUUCUCACCAUUGAAACCCAUAUUGCGUCCCCAGGAGUGAAUAUUGACAUCCCAGAGCAUAUUAUUCUCAUCUUUAUGACUAUGACUACUUGAUUUUGGUUUUCCUCUCUUUGUCUAUGGAGUAUACAUUUCUCUCACUUGGUUAUGAAGAACCCUAGUUCCAUGUGUUAGGGAUCUAGAUUGUAAUGACUUUUGGGAUGAUAUAUUGAUUGAUUUUAAUCGAUUGAAGAGUGUUUAUUGAGUCAAUAGAAUCUGAAUAGGUUGUUAGAGUUUCUUAAAUCAAUAAGAUUGAAUUGA